Molecule: messenger RNA, 2667 nt
Organism: Striga asiatica
Lineage: Eukaryota; Viridiplantae; Streptophyta; Magnoliopsida; Lamiales; Orobanchaceae
Source: the annotation of a GenBank genome assembly
AAAAAAGCUAGAGCCACUAAUUUCCCAUUCUACCCCAACUCGCCAUCGUAAAUAAAGAAAUAUAUGCUUCUGGCUUUGGGCUCAUCAACACAAAAUAAAUCUGCCAUCCCAAUUUUGUGUUCGCUGUAGUUCACUGUUUAAUCAUAUUUGGGAUUUUUGAUUUAGUUCCACUUUUAUCACUAUUGAUCAUUUCCCCUAAUCAAUUUCGAUUGAAUAGGUUUAUUUAUAGCCAUUUAUGUCCAUAUUAAUUCCGGAUUAUAGCAAUCACCAGCUAAUUGCUGGUUUUCGUUCAAUUUUUGUGUUGUUUGGCGAACCAGUUUUUGGAUACGUGUGGAUUUUUGUGGAUUGAGCUGAUGAAUUUGUGUUUAGGGUUUUAGAGCGGUGUAAAUUUUUGGAGGGGGAUGGAUGGAGGUAAUCGGACAUUUAAGGUUGAUUUCACUAGCGAAGGAGUUUCGAAGCUUCGUGAUGUUGUCAAGGAGAAGCUCAAGGAGUUCAUGGGCGAUUACACGGACGAUACUCUCGUGGAAUAUGUGAUAGUCUUGCUGAAAAAUGGUAGAUCUAAAGAUGAAGCAAAGAGCGAGUUGAAUGUUUUUUUGGGUGAUGACAGCGACUGUUUUGUUUCCUGGCUUUGGGAUCAUUUAGGAUCUAAUGUGAGUCUGUAUGUGCAAUCGCAAGAACUUCAAACAGAUGGAGUGCCCAAGACAAAGCUGGUAGCAAGGGAUGAGGCUGGAAAAAAUGAGACUCGUAAGAUUGAAUCUAAAGCUGAGACCCCGAAUUCUGUUAAAUCACAUGGACACCGUAACAACCUUCCAUCCAAAGGUUUAGUGAGGGGUAGGAAUGACAAUGAAGUUCUCUUUCCUCAAAACAGUGUUGAUGGCAAUGAAAUUUCCAAGCAUGAACCUAAUCAGAGAGUUCGGCGAACAAAGCCAUCUCUCUCACCUCGGCCUACAAUUCAGAAGAAGAAAAGGCGAACUGAGGAACAACGGCCAAGACAGAGGGAAGUUUCCCAGUCAACUGCUGGUGCUGCAAGACGACUAUUGCAGUUUGCUGUACGCGAUGCCGUUGGUAAAUCUAGGUCUUCCAAUGCAGAAGACUCUUCACGCAAGCGAAUGAGGUCUGUGGUUUCUACAUCAACUGGGGAUUUAUUGCAGGAAGAACGCCCUCAGAGAAUCUCACGUACUUUCAUGUCCGUGGCCAUUAAAGCUGCAGCAGAGGCAGUUGAGGAUGUGAACAAAACUGUGCAUUUACGUAGUGUGUUUGCUAGGCUUGGUCACCAAGAAAAUGAAUUUGCUGGUGUUGUGGGUGAUGCAACAGAAAAUUUUAACUCGGUUUAUCAUCCGCAGAAUGAUGACAACACACUGGUAGGACACAUAUCGCCUUUUCGCGAGACUAUAUUGGAUUCUGUUUUGGGAGAUGAUGGGGAAGGUUAUGAUGAUAUUGACGAGAGGGAACCAGAUGCCACGGGUUUAACUUCGGUAGGCGCAUCUGGUAGAAAGUGGAUAGAUAACUCCCUAGCAUAUGAGUAUGCUGCUGAACAAAUUGAAGAUUUGGGUCGACCCGCAACAAGGCACAAUGCAUCCUGUAGAAUUGCUUCAUAUGUAGGCAUGAAUACCAGGAAAACCGAAUAUCAGGAGGAAAGGGUGGUGUCUGAGAUGGAUAAUCACAAAAGAGCAGUAGAUAGUGCUGUGGCUACUAAAUCUGAAGUUCGGUUGAAAAAGGAGAACAACAAUGCUACAAUAGCCUCUAAUGGAAAUGCAAAACAUGAUAUGAUCCAACAACAACCUGAAAAGACUCACGCACCAACUGAUUUACAGAAUACUGGUCCACCAACUGAUGAUGCUGAUUCUCGGACAAUCUUUGUUAGCAAUGUUCAUUUUGCUGCCACUAAGGAUAGCCUUUCACGAAACUUCAACAAGUUUGGAGAAGUCUUGAAAGUGAUCAUUUUAACUGAUCCGGCUACUGGACAACCGAAAGGGUCAGCCUAUAUAGAGUUCACGAGGAAAGAAGCUGCGGAGCUUGCCUUAUCUUUAGAUGGCACUUCCUUCAUGUCUCGCCUUCUCAAGAUUGUUAGGAAAAGCUCUGCUCAACCAGAAGCUGCAUCAAUUACAACAUGGCCACGUGUCACUCGAGCGACUCCUUUUACUAUUCCCAGAAUUUUCAGAGCUCCUUUUCCUAGAGGCAUGCCCGGUAUAUAUAGGUCACGUGUACCUAUGAUGGCGAGGAGCUUUCAGUGGAAGCGUGGGGCCCACUUGAGUACAAGUGCCAACGAGACUUCAGCUAGCACCAAUUUUCCGGCACCAGCUGUUCGUGGUCUGACAUACGUAAGAACAGAGACCAAAGCGAAUGGGAGUUCUGGCACAACUUAGUAAGUUCUUGCCUAAUUAUUCUUUAAUGGAGAACAAUUGGGAGAAUUUGUACUGUCUGAUAUUAUUUCGACUCUUGGUUGGAUAAAUUAUCCAAGGGCUGGAGCUGGAGAAUUUUGUACGUCUGAGUACGGUUGAUAUCCGAGUGGUUUUAUGGCAUUCAGGGAACAUUGCAGUUAAUUUUGCUAUUUUGUGAAUAUUUAUUUGAUAAUGGGCUGUGGACAUUGUCCGUUAAUCAUUGGGAAAUUUUCAAGUGUGCUACGUAAUUUUAACUUAAUUACAACUCUACCAUAUCUAUAUUAAU